Molecule: messenger RNA, 4651 nt
Organism: Papaver somniferum (opium poppy)
Lineage: Eukaryota; Viridiplantae; Streptophyta; Magnoliopsida; Ranunculales; Papaveraceae
Product: putative phospholipid-transporting ATPase 9
Exons: 11
Coding region: 526-4161 (1211 amino acids)
Biological process (GO): phospholipid translocation
Cellular component (GO): plasma membrane
Molecular function (GO): ATPase-coupled intramembrane lipid carrier activity; ATP hydrolysis activity; ATP binding
Source: RefSeq, a predicted model, not a curated record
AGAUCUGAAGUCUAUGUUCAAAGAUUGGAAUACAAAAACGUGAUGAAUAAUUAAUCUUCGCUCUGCUUUUAAUACUUGCCAUCUCAAAUUUGCUCAGAGUUUCAAGUGUAUUCAUCAGUUUCUUUCAUUGGUUCUUACAGGUUACAGUUUUUUCCAUUUCCUGCCAGAAUUUGUAUAUUCAGUCAGUCUCUCUCUCUUCUCUGCAGAAAAUUUCUAUUCUUUUUUUUUCUCAAGGCUUUGUUUUUAAGCAGGAACCUUUUCUGGGGUUUUGGUGUGCUGUAAUUGGUCGGUAUUUUUCUACCAAAUAUAUUUGAUAUUUUGGUAUCUGCCUGUCUGGGGUUUUGGUUUGAGUUCAACUUCAAAUAAAGUGUACAGAGUAGUACUAGUGGGUUGUCUUGAAUAAGCUGCAUUUUUUUGGGAAAAUCUUCUUCUUGAUUAGUUAAUCGAUAAAGAAUAAUUACUGGGUAAGUUUGUCUCUGUUUUACAACAACUGGGCUCUUGAAAUUUUCUUGAGAGAAAAUAAGAAUGAGUGGAGUUAGAAGAAAAAAGCUGCAAUUGAGUAAGAUCUAUGCGUUUCACUGUGGGAAAGCUUCAUUUGUAGAAGAUCAUUCACAGAUUGGAGGACCUGGAUUUUCAAGAGUAGUUUUCUGUAACGAACCGUAUAGUUUUGAUGCAUCAUUGCGGAAUUAUGGAAGUAAUUAUAUUAGAACUACAAAGUAUACACUUGCUACGUUUUUCCCUAAAUCUUUGUUCGAGCAAUUUAGAAGAGUUGCAAAUAUAUAUUUUCUUAUUGCUGCUUGUCUAUCUUUCACCUCUCUUUCUCCUUACACCCCGAUUAGUGCUGUUCUUCCUCUUGUUGUCGUAAUCGGCGCCACUAUGAUUAAAGAAGCUGUUGAAGAUUGGAGAAGAAAAUCACAGGAUAACGAAGUGAAUAAUCGAACAGUUAAAGUACAUCAAAGUGAUGGUGUUUUCGAUUAUACUACAUGGAAGAAUCUAAGAGUUGGAGAUGUAGUGAAGGUGGAAAAGGAUGAAUAUUUUCCAGCAGAUCUCCUUUUGCUUUCUUCCAGUUAUGAGGAUGCUAUAUGUUAUGUGGAAACCAUGAAUCUUGAUGGAGAGACGAAUUUGAAAGUCAAACAAGCAUUGGAGGUAACUUCAAACUUAGUUGAAGACUCUAGCUUUAAAGAUUUCAAGGCUGUGGUUAAAUGUGAAGACCCAAAUGCAAACCUGUAUACUUUUGUUGGAAGUAUGGAUGUCGAAGAACAACAGUAUCCACUUGUACCUCAACAACUUCUCCUUAGGGACUCAAAGCUUCGGAACACGGAUUAUAUCUAUGGGGUUGUUAUCUUCACUGGCAGUGACACAAAAGUUAUGCAAAAUUCAACCGACCCACCAUCCAAGAGAAGCAGAGUUGAGAAAAAGAUGGACAAAGUUAUUUAUUUCUUGUUUGCUAUCUUGGUUUUGAUGUCUUUCAUCGGUUCAAUCUGGUUUGGGAUUACAACCAGCAAAGACCUAGUAAAUGGCAGGACGAAAAGGUGGUAUCUUAGACCGGACAAUACAACGGAUUUCUAUGAUCCUAAAGAUGCACCCUUCGCUGCAGUUCUUCAUUUUCUAACAGCCUUGAUGUUAUAUGGGUACUUAAUCCCGAUUUCGUUGUAUGUCUCAAUCGAAGUCGUGAAAGUUCUGCAAAGUACCUUCAUUAACCAAGAUCUUCACAUGUACCAUGAAGAAACUGAUAGACCUGCACAUGCGCGCACGUCAAAUUUGAAUGAGGAACUUGGCCAAGUUAACACAAUUCUUUCUGAUAAAACAGGAACUCUAACCUGCAAUUCAAUGGAAUUCAUCAAGUGCUCUAUAGCUGGAACAGCUUAUGGCCGUGGGAUCACUGAGGUUGAGAGAUCAAUGGCUAGACGAAAAGGAUCACCAUUAGCUUAUGAGGUGGAAGAUGAUGAGGAGCACAAUAUGGUGGAUCCUACGGAUAAGAAACAAUCUAUUAAAGGGUAUAAUUUUAAGGAUGAAAGAAUUGUGAAUGGGCAAUGGGUUUAUGAGCGCAGAGCGGAUGUCAUUCAGCAGUUCUUUCGUUUAUUAGCAAUAUGUCACACUGCCUUACCUGAAGUGGAUGAAGAGACGGGAAGGAUAUCUUAUGAAGCUGAAUCCCCAGAUGAAGCUGCUUUUGUCAUUGCAGCCAGAGAACUUGGCUUCGAAUUCUGUAAAAGGACACAAACAAGUAUUUCAUUGCAUGAAAUUGAUCCCUUAUCUGGCAAGAAAGUUGAAAGGUCUUAUAACCUUUUGAACUUCUUAGAGUUUAACAGCACGAGAAAGAGAAUGUCUGUGAUAGUAAGAGAUGAGGAGGGAAAGUUAUUACUACUCUCCAAAGGUGCAGACAGUGUCAUGCUUGAAAGGCUUUCAAAGGAUGGGAGAGAGUUCGAAGAGCAGACUACAGAGCACAUGAAUGAGUACGCCGAUGCAGGUCUGAGGACUUUGGUACUUGCAUAUCGUGGCAUCACCAAGGAAGAAUAUGAAAAGUUCAAUGAGGAAUUCACUGAGGCCAAGAACUCAGUUAGUGCAGAUCGUGAUGCAAUGGUCGAUGAAGUUGCAGCAAAGUUAGAGAAAGAUUUGAUUCUUCUCGGUGCAACUGCAGUUGAGGAUAAACUCCAAAAUGGGGUUCCUGAAUGUAUUGACAAACUUGCUCAAGCUGGUAUAAAGAUAUGGGUUUUGACUGGAGAUAAGAUGGAGACUGCUAUCAAUAUUGGUUUCUCGUGUAGUUUGCUUAGACAAGGAAUGAAGCAGACGAUUAUCACCUUAGAGACUCCAGAAAUCAAGGCAAUUGAAAAAGAGGGGGAUAAGUCUGCGAUCAGGAAGGUAUCAAAAGAAAGUAUAAUCCAUCAGAUAACUGAAGGGAAGAAACAAGUUACUGCAUCAAGUGGAAGUUCAGAUGCAUUUGCGUUAAUUAUUGAUGGGAAGUCGCUUGCUUAUGCUCUGGAGGAUGACGUGAAAAAUCUCUUUCUGGAAUUUGCAGUGGGUUGUGCAUCAGUUAUUUGCUGCCGUUCAUCACCAAAACAAAAAGCACUUGUUACAAGACUGGUUAAGAAUGGAACUGGUAAGACAACAUUAGCUAUUGGUGAUGGAGCCAACGAUGUGGGUAUGCUUCAAGAAGCUGAUAUCGGAAUCGGUAUUAGUGGUGUGGAAGGCAUGCAGGCAGUUAUGUCAAGCGAUAUCUCAGUUGCUCAAUUCCGUUAUUUGGAGCGUCUUCUGCUUGUCCAUGGACAUUGGUGUUACAGAAGGAUCUCAUCAAUGAUAUGCUACUUCUUUUACAAGAACAUUGCAUUCGGUUUUACUCUUUUCUUGUACGAGGCUCAUGCAUCAUUCUCCGGUCAAGCUGCAUAUAACGAUUGGUAUAUGUCACUAUAUAACGUCUUCUUCACAUCACUUCCCGUGAUUGCGCUGGGGGUCUUUGAUCAAGAUGUCUCUGCUCGAUUUUGCCUCAAGUUUCCCUUACUAUACCAAGAAGGUGUUCAAAACGUGCUCUUCAGCUGGCUUCGAAUACUUAGCUGGAUGUUAAAUGGGGUUUGCAGUGCCAUUAUGAUCUUCUUCUUGUGCAUAAAUGCACUUGAACUACAAGCAUUCCGUAAAGGUGGCGAAGUUGUUGGUUUCGAGAUUCUUGGAGCUACUAUGUAUACAUGCGUCAUUUGGGUCGUAAACUGUCAGAUGGCGCUUUCAGUUAGUUAUUUCACCAUGAUUCAGCAUCUGUUCAUCUGGGGUGGAAUUGCUCUUUGGUAUCUGUUUCUAGUAGCUUAUGGUGCAAUGUCCCCUUUACUAUCAACAACUGCCUACAAAAUCUUCAUAGAAGCCCUUGCCCCAGCUCCUACAUAUUGGCUUGUAACGCUCUUCGUUGUGAUCUCAACUCUUAUGCCAUACUUUGCCUAUUCUGCAAUUCAAAUGAGAUUCUUUCCAAUGUAUCACCAGAUGAUCCAGUGGUUAAGAUUAGAAGGACAAACAGAUGAUCCAGAGUACUGUCACAUGGUACGACAAAGAUCGAUAAGACCCAUAACAGUAGGUUACACGGCAAGAAGAGAAGCACGGUCAAAUCGGUUAAGAGAAAAGCGACAUCACAAGACAAAGAUAGCUGCAAGGGAUUCCUUGGAUAUCACAGUUGCUGAGUGAACUUGAGUCUGAUGAGGAUAUCUGUUGGAAGCUUCAAAAGUCAAAUUGAAUUGACUUAUCGGCCUACUUCAGUUUGCAGAGUCUAAGAACCAUUUACGAUCACGUACCCAGGGCUUAUCAGGGUAUCAAAGUUGGUGUCUUUCAAUGGCUCUCUGCAUCUAAGAGGUAUGUCCGUCGGAGAAAAGAAGCAUAUUGCUGGAGAGCGGGUAGACUCAAGUUACUGUGGUACGGAGGGGACUUCCUAACAAAAGCAGUCCGACUCCGUACCGAAGCUGUAAAUAUGUAGUAUAGUCAUAUCAAAACACAUACAUUUUGAUUUUCAAUCUUCUGGUGUAUUAUUUUUUUUACUUGCACAUUUUAAUACCGGAUCGACAGUAUCACUGUUGAUUGUAAAUGGGUCACUGAAUGUAGAUAUUCGUUACAGUUUUGAGUAAUACUCGGUGUGAAUUAUAUUAUCCUUUUUUCGCUUCAGUUUCACUGAUAGCGCAAA